Messenger RNA from Ctenocephalides felis (cat flea), 1452 nucleotides. Its product is annotated as tetratricopeptide repeat protein 25-like. Bases 1 to 1452 code for a protein of 483 amino acids. The record is from RefSeq and is a predicted model, not a curated record. Gene Ontology annotation, molecular function: protein binding. Lineage: Eukaryota; Metazoa; Arthropoda; Insecta; Siphonaptera; Pulicidae. The transcript has 8 exons.
AUGUGUGAUUGGUAUCCUUUGCCAGAAGAUGUUCGUACACUAAUUGGAAGGAGUAAAAUGAAUAGCGCUGCUACAAACUAUAAAAUGGCAAUGAGAGAUGCCGAAGCAGCUUUAGCUCUCGAUCCCGGAAACCUGUUGGCUGCAUAUCAGCAAGCUCAAGCCAAGUACGAACUGGGCGAUUUCGAACAAGCCCUAAACUUGUACCACAGAGGCUUACGACGAAGGAAACAGCCGCCAAACUUCGCCGAGGGCGUAAUGCAGUGUUCGGAAACGAUAGAGGACUGCAUUGGUUACAACGUGGGCAGCGUAUUGAAAGAUUUUGAGUGGACGAUAACUGCGAUGGAUAAGUUUAGGAUUUCCGAAGCAGAAAGACUGAAAAACUUGCCGGAGGAAACUUGCGUCGAAGAAACCGACAAAGAGAGGGAAGAACGAUUGGGAGCAUUGAUAGAUGCACAAGAAAGACAUAGGCUAGAAGUCUUGGGACGUGUAAUGGCAGAAAAAUAUUUGGGACGCUUGGCGCAUGAAAAAUAUUUCCUGAGGACGUUGAUCAGCGAUUACCGGCUGCCUUCGGCAAAUAAAACUGGAGGCGAAACUCUCAAGCAAUUGUGUGUAGAAGCAUUCCAAGCACUUCAGAACCGACAGGAAGUACUUCGAACAAGACGCCCAUGGUACAGCGUCAAGUACAGGGAUUUAGUGGACUCGGAAAGGAUUCGUAUGAAGAAGAAACAAUUGCUCGAGAGAUCAAGGGCUGGCGCCAAGAUCGACGCAGAGAAAUUCGUAACACUCCUACGACAGGCGAGACAGGAUAGAAACAUCAAGGUGAUAAAAGCGAUUCGUACGGCCGAGACGCGCGCCGAUUUAUCUGCGGACCGUCUGGAGCGUGCCUUCUACUUCCACGAAUUAGGCAGGUACUACAUGGAAAUUCAUAAGUAUGAUAUGGCUAAAAUGUACGCGAAGAAAUCCAUGAACGAUGCCAGUUUCGCAAAGAAUUACGCCUGGGUAGUGAACGCGGCCAUAACAUGCGCUCGGGCGGAUAUAAUGGUGCACAACCGAAACGACGCCAAGAAGAAUUUACAAGUGGGAUUAGAUGCAGCGUAUCAUAUGAGGAAUGAUACCGUUAUUGAAUUUAUAGAACAGUGUAUCUCCCACGUGGAAUCGGUAGACUUUGCCGAUAUGAUAACGGAAGGUGGCGUCGAACAGCGCGAGAAGCAAAUCGUAGAUAUGAUGAUGGGAACGGGAAUGAAGGAAGAAGCCGAAAGUCUGUUCCGCAGGAUGUCAGCCUUGCCUGCGAAUAGACGAUUGUCCGUGAUGCCGGGAGUCAAGGCCAAGGACGAAGAGAGCAGGGACGCCAAAACCAAACCGAGGAAGUCGAUUAUGCCCCCAAGUGUUACUCAAGUCAAAGAUAAACCUGAUAAAAAGAAACCGAAAGGAUAUCAAGAAUUCGAUUUAUAA